AUGCCUCGGGGGCAGAAGAGUAAGCUCCGUGCUCGUGAGAAACGCCGGCAGGCCAGGGGUGAGACUCAGCAUCUCCGAGAUGCUCAGGCCACCGCAGCAGAGGGAGAAGAAUCCCCCUCCCCUCCCCCUGGUGAUAAUCUCCAGAGCUCCCCUGCUUAUGGGUCAGGUAGAAAAUCCCAGGGGUCUCGGAAAGCCCCAUCCACUACCACUACUUCUGCAGGUGUUUCAUGCACAAGAUCUGAUGAAGGUGCCAAGAGCCAUGAUGAAGAACAACCAGGCACCUCCCUGGCAAUGCCCAGCACUGAUUAUUCCUGCAGAAGCCCUCUGGACCAGAAGGCAAUUCUUUUGGUGCAAUUCCUGCUGCGCAAGUAUAACAUGAGAGAGCCCAUUACAAAGAAAGAUAUGAUGAAGCAUGUCAUCAAAAGGUACAAGGAGCACUUCCAUGAGAUCCUCAGGAAAGCCUCUGAGCUGAUGGUGCUGGCCUUUGGCAUUGAUGUGAAGGAAGUUGACCCCACUAGGCACUGCUAUGUUCUUAUCAGCAAAUUUCAGCGCACCAGUGAUGAGAGGCUGAGGGGUGAGGAGAUCAUGCCCAAGACUGGUCUCCUUAUGACCAUUCUCUGUGUGAUCUUCAUGAAAAGCAACUGCGCCACUGAGGAGGAGAUCUGGGAAGUACUCAAUGUGAUGGGGAUAUAUGCUGGAAAGAACCAUUUCAUCUAUGGGGAGCCCAAAAAGCUCAUCACCAAAGAUUUGGUGCAGGAAAGGUACCUGGUGUACCGCCAAGUGGCCAACAGUAAUCCUCCUCGCUAUGAGUUCCUGUGGGGCCCAAGAGCCCACGCUGAAACCAGCAAGAUGAAAGUCCUUGAGUUCUUGGCCAAGAUUCAUGAUACAGUCCCCAGUGCCUUCCCUUCCUGGUAUGAAGAGGCUUUGAGAGAUGAGGAAAUGAGAGCCCGAGCCAGAUUUGCAGCUAUGGUUCGCACUGGUGCCCUGGCCAAUAUGCAUUCUGGGGCCAAUUUCUAA
Sus scrofa (pig) is the source of this 1017-nucleotide messenger RNA. RefSeq names its product melanoma-associated antigen B18-like. Gene Ontology annotation, cellular component: nucleus. NCBI's taxonomy places the organism in Eukaryota, Metazoa, Chordata, Mammalia, Artiodactyla, Suidae. Gene Ontology annotation, biological process: negative regulation of transcription by RNA polymerase II. The record is from RefSeq and is a predicted model, not a curated record.